This is a messenger RNA of Cannabis sativa, 1233 nucleotides long. RefSeq lists its product as uncharacterized. The transcript is spliced from 8 exons. Bases 263 to 835 code for a protein of 190 amino acids. NCBI's taxonomy places the organism in Eukaryota, Viridiplantae, Streptophyta, Magnoliopsida, Rosales, Cannabaceae. Gene Ontology annotation, biological process: formation of translation preinitiation complex. Gene Ontology annotation, molecular function: RNA binding. The record is from RefSeq and is a predicted model, not a curated record.
AACCUAAAUAUGCAUAAUCUUCUACAGCCGUUCAACUCAAACCUAAACCAAAAUUUUCUUCUCUUCAUCACUGUCAAUCUCUGUCGCCGUUCCACCGACCACCGAUCACCGACCACCGACUAGUCUAUCUCUUCAGUCCAGAACUUCAGUCGCCUAAGGGUUAUCAUUUGAAAGCAGCAGGGCUUGUUAUUGAAGGUAUUGGCUUGUUUUCGUUUAAAGAUCUUCUUCCAGUAGUCUCUUCUUCACAUCACAUCUACAAAUAAUGUUCAAAAAAUUUUCCUCUGAAGAUGUCUCUGCACAAAACCAGGUGAAGGCAUCUGUACAGCGCAGAAUUCGGCAAAGUAUUGCAGAAGAGUAUCCUGGACUUGAACCUGUGUUGGAUGAUUUGCUUCCGAAGAAAUCUCCUCUGAUUGUUACCAAAUGUCAAAACCAUCUAAAUUUGGUUGUGGUAAACAAUGUUCCACUGUUUUUCAACAUUCGUGACGGCCCUUAUAUGCCGACCUUAAGACUUCUUCAUCAAUAUCCAAAUAUAAUGAAAAAAUUACAAGUUGAUAGGGGAGCAAUAAAAUUUGUUCUAGCUGGUGCAAACAUUAUGUGUCCUGGUCUUACAUCUCCUGGGGGUGUUCUGGAUGAAGAAGUCGGUUCAGAAACUCCUGUGGCCAUAAUGGCUGAAGGAAAGCAGCAUGCUCUUGCAAUCGGUUUUACGAAAAUGUCUGCAAAGGAUAUAAAGGCAAUCAACAAGGGCAUUGGAGUGGACAACAUGCAUUAUCUUAACGAUGGUCUUUGGAAGGUAAAAAAUGAAACUCAAAUUUCAACCUCUCUUUAUCUUAUUUGAUAUGUUUCUUUGUAAAUUUUAAUAAUAGAGUGAUUUUUAUUAUAUUACUAAGCAGAUGGAACACUUUUCUUAGAUUGAGAAUUUUGAAAUGGAAUAUUGACAUUCACAAGAUCAGAUGGAACAAAAAAGAAAAAGAACUUGUUUGAUGAAGCUCUUAUAAUUCCAUGGAUUCUCUUUCUCUUUUUUUGGGGGUGUUAGUAUUAUUCUCAAGAGGUAUCAUCUUGGCAUAUAUAUAUAUAUAUAUAUCUAUAUAUGUAUAUAUUUUGAUGAGGCCUUCUUGAAAGUUGGUUAAUGUUUUUUCCUUCUUUCCUUUUCUUUUAUGAUAAUAUGGAGUUGAACUGUUUAUCUAUCUAUAUUUAUAUCAUGUAUAAAAGAGAGAAGAGGACCAUUUUUUUUUU